Molecule: messenger RNA, 1299 nt
Organism: Suillus fuscotomentosus
Lineage: Eukaryota; Fungi; Basidiomycota; Agaricomycetes; Boletales; Suillaceae
Exons: 11
Coding region: 1-1299 (432 amino acids)
Cellular component (GO): membrane; intracellular membrane-bounded organelle
Source: RefSeq, a predicted model, not a curated record
AUGCCUUCGUCGUUCUACGUUCCGAUUCUCCUUGCGGGUAUGAUAAUUACGGGGUCGAGUAACUCUUUGUGGAGCAAAUGGCAGGACAUGCAAUGCGUGGAGAAUUGCAGCGAUCCCAACCCUGCACACCACGUUCUUUACGAGCAACCUGUAUGGCAGACUCUGCAGAUGUUCCUCGGCGAAAUGCUUUGCUUUCUCCCUGUCAUUUAUACGUGGCUCCGUGCACGUCAGCGUACUGCACCCGUAUUCCUUCCGUCAGAUUUAGAAGACGAGCCCGGUAAAGUCGACCAAACUUGUGAGGAGCUACGAGGUUGGAAAAUUCUUCUUUUAUGGUUUCCCGCUGCUUGCGAUCUUACCGGAACAACGCUUAUGAAUGUCGGUCUCCUUUAUACACCCGUUUCAAUCUAUCAGAUGACACGUGGGGCUCUCGUUCUUUUCGUGGGCACCCUUAGCGUUAUCUUCUUACACCGUCGUCUAUGGCUCUAUCAAUGGGUCUCUCUUUUGACUGUCAUGGCCGGUAUCUCGCUCGUAGGAUACAGCGGUUCGCUUAUUAAAGAUGCUGUACACUCUACCUUGCAUCUCUUAGGAUCCGACCAGCCAGAACCUGAAGUCACCAAAGUCCUCGUUGGCAUCUUCUUCGUUCUCUUCGCCCAGGUGUUUACGGCAACACAGUUCGUUGUAGAAGAGAAGAUCAUGGCCCGUUACUCCGUGGCACCUUUGGUUGCUGUGGGCUACGAGGGCUUAUUCGGCGCACUCACCAUCAUCAUGUGCAUGCCCAUUCUCGCUAUGCCGUCAAUUGCUUCCAGCUCGCCUUUCUUCGACCUUCCUAGGGGUUGGUACCAAUUCGUUAACACCCCCAGCGUCCUUUGGUCGGGCAUCGUCGUCGCCAUCAGUAUCUCGUUGUUUAAUUACUUCGGCUUGAGUGUCACAAGGCAUGUAAGCGCCACCGCAAGGAGCCUGACAGACACCUGCAGAACACUCUCGAUCUGGCUAGUCAGCCUUGCACUAGGCUGGGAGAAACUUCUUUUCCCCAUUUCACUCCUCCAAGUGCUGGGAUUCUCCUUCUUGGUGUAUGGCACGUUCCUUUUCAAUGGUUUGGUCAACCCUCCCUCUUUCCUCCACACCCCCUUGGCCCUAGAGGAGACGGUGGGUGGCGAAGCGGAAGAGGGGGAGGCCUUGCUCGCUUCACAGCAUCUGGACGAUACUGCUGCUCUACCUGUUGACCUUGGUCAAGGUGGCUACGAUGUUUUGCCUAAAGAUGUCAGAGUACAUGCGCAAGGUGUCUCGUCAGAAGAUUGA